AUGGCCAACGGAGUCACCCACUUUUCAACCGUUAUCAGUCCAGAGGUUCAUUUUGAUUCCGACAAUGGGCCAUGGCAGCGCGUCCUCCUUACGAUGUGUUUUUCGGGUAGGCUUCCAAGACAGACAGUUCAAGGGGAUAUCCCUAUCCAUAUUUCAGUUUCCAUUGCCGAAGAAUAUGGAGAAUUUACCUCUCCAGUCAUGGAAACCAUAUCAGUGGAUUUUUGCUCCACCCGUCCGAGUUCACCAUUCUUAAUAGACGAUUCAACUCCCAGUCAAGCUCACAACGACCUUCUUCCCUUCCAAGAGGACGUCACUAUUCCAUUCCUCCCACUUCGAGGAAUCUUCAACUACACUGAUUCGAAGGAAUGGGCCGCGCUAUCGAAAGAGAUCGAAGAAUGGUUGGUGGCUGAAGUUGAUUCCAGGUCUCAACUAUGGACAUGGGGACGUGACGCCUUUUGGCUCACGUUCGUCGCAGCAUACCCUUUAUUUCCCAGAGGCAAGUGGCCGAUGUGGGAUCCUCGAGUUCCUGUGGAGGGGACAUUUAUUAAGGAGUGGCUGGGACGGCCGAGCGAUAUUGAUGGAAGUGAUCAGUCUGUCGCGAUCCUGCUCGGUGAGAUAUGGGCUGAAUUUGUCAGGCAUACGGCGCUCUUUUACCCUUCUCCUCUUCUUGCUGCCGAUUAA
Molecule: messenger RNA, 681 nt
Organism: Suillus clintonianus
Lineage: Eukaryota; Fungi; Basidiomycota; Agaricomycetes; Boletales; Suillaceae
Exons: 3
Coding region: 1-681 (226 amino acids)
Source: RefSeq, a predicted model, not a curated record